GUGUCACCGGCUUAUCCACCACCAAAGGAUCCGAAACUCAGCGUGACGCUCGAAAAUCCAAAGUCUUAACACCAGCUUCGGACUGUGGUCGACGAGACGACGAUGUGGUGGCCGGGGCGCCGGGGCGCCGGUAUCGCGUCGUCAAAGGCCAUUUUUGCGAUAGCCCUCGCCAGACGGUGGUCGUCUUCGUUAAACUCGUCGUCUCCGUGGUCAUCGUAUCCGUCGUUGUUGUUGUCGUUGUCGUUGCCGCGUGCGUCUCUGUGUCCGUCGCCAUCGUCGCCGUCCUCGCAGCGGUCGCCGUCACCGUCGUCACGGUCGUCGUCACCGUCGUCGUGGUCGUCGUCACCGUCGUCUGUUGCGGCGUCCGUCGCGUCGUCCGUGCCACAGUUGCUACAGCCGACGCCACCAUCUCCUCCGACGUCGCACUGUCGCCGGUGCGUGGCGUGAGCGCGUUCCCGAGACAUGACGGCGCGUCAGCACCGUCACGCCGCUGCCGUCGCGAUCACCACCGUCACCACGACGUCGUUGUCGUCAUCGUCAUCUAACGCCGUUACCGCCGUAAACUCCUCCAACACGACAAAUACUUACUCCUGCUCCUCCAACUCUUCUACCUCCACGUCCUCAUCGUCCUUCCAGCGUCCUUCAAACGCGACCUGUUUCACCCGCUACACGUCAACGUGCUCCUCCGCGACCACAGCAGCCACCGACGCCGCCACCUCCUCGUAUUGGUCCCCGUCAACAUGUCUUGACACCGGUCCAUGCUUCUGUGUUAUAUCAAAAGUACAGAGCUGCGAAAGCACACGUCAUCGACAUUGUCGAUCACUAGUGGGAUGAAGGUUAGCGGUUCAGGUGGCCGAGGCGAUAGCGGCGUAGUGGGCGAGGAAGCCGGCAUAGCAUUGGUUAGCAUACAUUCCGACUAUCCCCGCUACACUGAAGAACGUACCGGGUUGGUGUGCAAGGGUACCAGCUUAGUAGGUUCAAGUGGUAAUAUAACUGGCAGUAAACACAAACCAAACGUCGGAUACAGACUGGGUAGGCGUAAAGCGCUUUUUGAAAAACGAAAAAGAAUCAGUGAUUACGCUCUAGUGAUGGGAAUGUUUGGUAUUAUAAUCAUGGUAAUCGAGAAUGAGUUAGCCAGUGCUGGAGUAUACUCGAAAACGUCAUUCUAUUCUACRUCACUGAAAACGCUCAUAUCCGUAUCCACCAUCAUUCUGCUGGGUUUGAUCAUGGCCUACCACGCACUCGAAGUACAGUUGUUCAUGAUUGACAAUUGCGCGGACGACUGGCGGAUCGCGAUGACGUGGCAGCGGAUCGCCACCAUCACGAUGGAGCUGGUGAUCUGCGCGAUCCACCCGAUUCCUGGCGAGUAUUACUUCGAGUGGAGAACCAAGCUGGCCAACAAGCACGGRAAGCUGGAGACGCGGUGGGUGCCGUACGAUGUGCCGCUGUCGCUGCCGAUGUUCUUCCGGCUGUACCUCAUCUGCCGGGUCAUGUUGCUGCACAGCAAGCUGUUCACGGACGCAUCGUCCCGCAGCAUCGGCGCCCUGAACCGGAUCAACUUCAACACGAGGUUCGUGCUGAAGACGCUCAUGACCAUAUGCCCGGGCACGGUGCUGCUCGUGUUCAUGGUGUCCCUGUGGAUAAUCGCCAGCUGGACGCUCAGACAGUGCGAGAGGUUUCAUGAUGAAGAUCACGCUAACCUGCUGAACUCCAUGUGGUUCAUAGCGAUCACGUUCCUGAGCGUGGGCUUCGGAGACAUAGUGCCAAACACUUACUGCGGUCGUGGCAUUGCGGUCACCACUGGCAUAAUGGGCGCCGGAUGCACUGCUCUUCUAGUGGCUGUUGUGUCACGGAAGAUGGAACUGUCUAGAGCAGAGAAACACGUCCAUAAUUUCAUGAUGGACACUCAACUUACAAAACGACUGAAAAAUGCUGCGGCCAACGUCCUCAGAGAGACGUGGCUGAUCUACAAACACACCAGACUGGUGAAAAGGGUGAAUGCAGGCAGGGUUCGAACACACCAACGAAAAUUCUUGUUGGCUAUAUACGCGUUGAGAAAAGUGAAAAUGGACCAAAGAAAAUUAAUGGACAACGCAAAUACAAUAACAGACAUGGCCAAAACGCAGAACACUGUUUAUGAAAUUGUAUCCGACAUGAGUAAUCGAUACGAUGCGUUUGAAGAACGUUUGGUGAAUCUCGAAGAUAAACUGGUAGCCCUACAAGAACAGCUGGAGCUGUUGCCGGAGAUCCUGACCCGGUGCAUAGCGCAGAACCAGCAGAACACCAGCAACCUGUCGUCGACGACGGAGUCUAGGCGCAACUUCCUGCACCCAGAAUCGGCGGCCGCGGCGGCCACCGGCGGCCAGAUGCAACCGUCCGUUUCGUCUCCGGCGGGCAGCAUGACCGGCGUCGGUGGCAACCCGAUGAUGUUCCCGUCGUCCUCCGGCGCCACGAGCGGCGGCAUGAUGUUGGCCAUGGGUAACGGGUCGACGGUCAUGUCGCACUCGCGCAGCGUGCCUCCAACAGGUGCCGGCGGCGCGUCCCAUUACCACUGGCCCACCAGUCCCAUAUUGCCGCCAAUCAGCAGCCGGACGCCGCAUUUAGUGCCCGAGCCCAUCCAGCCGUCCAGCUGAGCCCACGCCCGACCGCCGCCCAUCGGAACAAAAAUAUGUCAGCGUUCAUUUUGAAAUCAGCGGAACGACUGAACAAAACGAUUCAAAAUCGACUACGUACAACUCACGUUGAAGUUAAUAUAAUAAUAUUAAAAUUAUAAUAAUAUAUUAUUAUUGUUAAAAUACUUAAGUAGAAUUAAUUAAUGUUAAACACAAAAAAAUACUUUGUUAUUUCUACUAGAAAUUAGUAAGAAUUGCUCAGAAUAUACAAGUGGAUUUUAAAAUUACGCAUAGGUCACGUUCAACGAGAUAUGUAGAAUUGUAUACGCCGAAAAGGCUUUUAUUUUGGUUUUGAUUUUUUUUUUAAAUAUUGUUAAAAUUUAUAAAUUUAUAAAAUUAAAUAUUAAAAUGUAAUUGUAUUAUUAAAUGUCUUUAUAGGUAGGUAUUUUAUCGCUUUAGAAUAAUUGCGCGUAACGUACAUUAUUAUAUUUUUCUACGAAAAUUGAUUCUAAAUAACCAAUAAAAUCUUUAUAACAAUAUUA
Diuraphis noxia (Russian wheat aphid) is the source of this 3154-nucleotide messenger RNA. It is a transcript of the gene SK, whose product is annotated as small conductance calcium-activated potassium channel. Gene Ontology annotation, biological process: potassium ion transport. Lineage: Eukaryota; Metazoa; Arthropoda; Insecta; Hemiptera; Aphididae. The record is from RefSeq and is a predicted model, not a curated record. Gene Ontology annotation, molecular function: calmodulin binding; small conductance calcium-activated potassium channel activity. Gene Ontology annotation, cellular component: membrane.